UUAGAUAUCUACGGUCCAAAACACACCCAAUCAUUACACGCGCACCCUUUGCCAACAUGAAGGCGGAUAGGGGAGCCCCUGCCAUUGAAAUACAAGAAUACAACUUGUAAUUUCAAGAGGUAGCGAAUCCCAUUGCCUACGAAAAUAGAUGCGACACCGAAUUAAUAUUUUGGCCCUGCAGAAUGUCCAAGAUAAGGCGGAGGGUAACAGUGGAGAAUUCUAAAACCAUAUCUGACAGCAGCAGUAGCCAGACCAGCACCACCCCGUCUCGCCGGCCCAGCGUGUUUGAAAGACUCGGCCCCAGCACUGGUAGUAAUGCUGUCGAGACUAAUUGUAGAAAUUGGUUGAAGACUGGGAAUUGCAGUUACGGCAAUACUUGUCGCUACACACAUGGAACUCAGCCACGAGGCAAAGGAUUUAGUGGAUCUUUUAGCAGGUCAGCGGAAAGACCAACUGGCGAUCUGCGAGAGAGGAUGAAGAAUAAGAGGCAGGAUGUUGAAUCAGAUGCUACAAAGAGAGACCCAGAGGAACCUACGUCCCCCACAACCAGACAGCGAGACUCGUCCCGAGGCCGCCACAGGGAGAAGGAAGAUAUAAAAAUCACUAAAGAGAGAACCCCUGCCAGCGAAGAAGAGACCACCGAGUGGGAAGCCAACCGCGAAGACUCGGAUAACGGCGACUACGACUACGAAUUGUCCCUAGAGAUGAAGAGGCAGAAGAUCCAGCGGGAGCUCAUGAAGUUGGAGCAGGAGAAUAUGGAGAAAAGAGAGGACAUUGUUAUCAAGAAGGAGGAGCCGACCACCAAAACUAGGACCACUAUCAUAUCCAAGACAUCCCCGGAGCGUUCCAGCUCUAAAGGUUCCCCCUCCUCCAGGAAGUCCAGUGGAUCUCCCAAACACACUAAAGGACCUAAAGCUUCCGGUUCUAGGAAGAAGGAGAAGAAGACCUCUGUGUCGUCCUCUGCGUCCGCCACGGCCAGAUCUUCCAAGGGGGGCCACGGGAAGAAGAAAGGUCCCCGCACCCCCAGCCCUCCUCCUCCGGUGCUUCCGCUGGUGAACCCUGUCGUGGCAGCCGGGGGGAAGAAACACAAGGGGAAGCACAAGAACAAGGAGAAGUGUGAGGAGAAGCCGCCCAAGGAGGGAAAGGAGAGAGGGAGAGACGCGGAGAAACACAAGGAGAAGAAGGAGAAACGCAGAGACCGGUCAGACAGCUCCCACAAGGCCAAGCGGUCAGUGAUGUCUGAGGAACGUUCCGGCAGCGUGUCCUCUCCUUCCAGAGACCGAGAGAUGUCCCCGUCAGCCAGGAAGAACAAGUCCACCUCCCCAAAAGUAGCCUCCCAGAAGAGCCUUGCGCCUGCCUCCCCACCUCACAGGUCUCCCCCUCCCCGCCACAAGCGCACCCCCACCCCGCCCCGCCACCACUCCCCCUCCUCCCACUCUGGCUCCUCAGCCCAGAGACACUCUCCUUCCCCCCGCCGGCGCCGCUCGGCAUCCCCCGCCUACAACCGCGAGCCCCCAGCCGCCUCCUCACCUCCUGGCCAGAGGUGUUCCUCCCGCUCCCCUGCAGCCUCCCGGGACACCUCCUCUCCUCAGAGGAGGACUAGCCCCGGAGGACGAAACCACUCUCGGGGGCGUGAGAGAGGACGCAGCGAGAGGGGGAGGAGCCCACCUGUCCAGGAGCACCGACACGAGCGUCGAGACGAGAGCCGCGGGAAGCGAGAGAAAGACUGUAGCCGUGACGACCGGGACUACGAGGUGGCAGAGACGAGCUCUUCUCGUGAUGCUGCCCGUGAGGACCGGGAGACAAAAGAGGGGCGAGAACGCCGGGGUGACGGGCGCAGCGACCGACGAGGAGACUCCACCAGUACCUCCAGGGACCCCACCAGGGAUAGAGACCGGGACACCAAGGACUCGACCCGGGAACCCAGAACCACAGAGACCACGUCAACACGCUCCGGACGAGACCCUCUGGAGUACAGGGACCGGGAUCGAGAACGGGAGAGGGAGCGAGAAAAGGAGAAAGAGAGGGAGCGGGAGAGAGGAGAGAGGGAGAAGACGGACAGGAAGGAGGAGGCUGUCCCGGAGGAGGGGAGGGGCUAUGGGAGGGGCCACGGGCGAGAGGAAGGAGGGAGGACUGAAGGGAGGGGGGAGGUACGGGGGGAGACGAGGACAGAGAGUAGAGCUGAGAGACCUGGCAGGGGUAGGGGCCGCGAGGCUGACGCAUCUGACAAAGGCUCCUCCACCAGGAAUGCCCGAGGCUCCCAGCUGGAGACUGGUGGUCAUGACAGUUGGGAGUCGCGUAGCGGCGGAGGCUUCCGUGAGAAGAGUGCGGAGAGGAGCACCGACCGUGGGGCGGAGAGAGGAGGCGCAGAGAGAGGAGGAGGCGCCGAAAGAGGAGGUGUGGACAGAGGAGGAGCGGAGCGUGACCGUCAUGACGGAGAGAGGAGAGGAGGGGAGCAGGCGACAGGGAGAGACUCAUCCUACGACCGUAGAGGUGGUCACACCGACCGUGGUGACCGCAGAGAGAACAGGGAGAGAGACCAAAGAGCAUCCUCUCCUGGUCGGCACCCAGCCAGAGGAGAAGAGCCAGACAGGGAGGAGACCAGAGGGAGGGAUGAACGCAGAGGAGAGGAAAAGGGAGGGGACAGACGAGAGGACAGGGCCCGAGAGAGGGAGCGAGAGAGGGAACGGGAAAGAGAGAAGGAGAGGGAAAGAGAGAGGGAGAAGGAGAGGGAGGCAGAGCGGGAGAGGGUCCGGGAGAGGGAGCGAGAACGGGAGCGAGAGAGGGAGAGGGAAAAGGAGAAAGAGAGGGAAAAGGAGCGAGAGAGGGAACGGGAGAGGGAAGAAAGGGAGCGGGAGAGGGAGGAGCGAGAUAGGGAGAGGAAGGAGAGAGAGCGGGAGAGGGAACGAGAGCGAGAGAGGGAGCGAGAGCAAAGAGAGAGGGAGAGGCAGCGGGAAUGGGAGGAGCGUGAGAAAGGAAGGGAUGAGCGACGGGAACGGACUAGGGAUGAACCAAGGGACGACCGCUCUGUCCGAGACUCGCAUGAAGACCGCAAGACCAGCCGGAAGAGGCACAGGGUAGAGACCACACCCAGCCCGACUCGCCCCUCUCCCAAGCGAGCAAGGGACGCCACCCCAGGAGACGGCGAGGAAUACAACAGCCCUGAGGAGAAAAGUGUUGAGAAACACCGGCUGUUGAGUCAGGUGGUACUCCCGCCCCAGGAGCCCCUCCUGCGUUCCCCCCCCAGCACCUCUGUAGCGGAGGACACCAAGCCCAGCCGCUGGAAGGACGAGGAGCGCCGUGGAGGCGGGGACAAGAGGGAGGGGAGGAGCCGCCGGAACGAGGAGGCCGACGCCCGUGGAGACAGAGGAGGAGCAGGCAGAGGAGGGGAGAGACGGGGGGAGCACCCCUCAGAUAGCAGUACCCCUGUCUCGGCCUCCGGCUCGGACUCUAGGAGAGGUAAAGAGAGGGACGGUCGGGAGCCCACCCCUCCCCCGCCGCCCGUGGCCCUGGUCACUGAGGACAGAGACGCUCCAGUCCCGUCAGGUCAUGAGGAGGGCAAGAAGAAGACCAAGUCCCAGAAGAAAGGCCUGAAGAAGGGGAGGAAGGAGGAGGGUGUGGCAGGAGGUGUUUCAGCUCCAGAGAGGUUCACCAACCCAGAGCCCCCCUCCUCCAUGGCCCUCUCGGACGGCCCCCCGCCCCCUCUCCUCUCCCCCCGCAAGGCGCCUAAGAAGAAGGCGCUGGACAAGAAGAGGAAACGAUCCCGUGGCGCCGAGUCGGACGCGUCUGAGGAGGAACCAGGCUCCUCCCAUCUUCCCCCGGGCAAGAGGAACAAGAGGGGUCCCCGGACGCCCCCGCCCGCGCCAAAGGAGGCUCUGCUAUCCCAGAGGGCCGUGCCACAUUCUGUUGCAGAGCCCUUGCCACAGCCCGUCAAAAUGGACGCCAACUUCAGCGACUGGUCUGACGAGGAUGUGCUGGAGCGCGGUGUCCCCACUGAGAGGACUCCGACUGGAGCUCUUCCCAGGAGAGGAGGUCCGAGGGGGGGCAAGGAGAGGGAGAGGGUGGAGAGGCCUGUUCCCCCGCCCAUCGCCCCUCUGCUGUCCCAGGACCCUCCUAUGUUACUCCAGACCCUGCCUCCCCAGCCCCUCAUGUCCCAGCCCCUGCUGAGGAAGCCUCCUCCGGAGCAGAAGAGGAGCAGCAGUAUGGGAAGCAACCAGAGCAGGGCCUCAUCCAGACGUCUCCGCUCUCCCUCCAACGAGUCAGCCCACAGAGAGGACCCUCAGCAGGGCCAAGGACCAGGCCGACCCAGGAGAGGACACCAGCUCCAGGGGGGCAACUCCCGAGACCGGGAACGAGAAAGGGAGCGAGACAGGGAAAGAGAGAGGGAGCGUGGUGAGAGAGAGAGGGGACCAGUUGUCACAGAACCUCCGGUGGUGAGGGGAGAGGAGCGGAAGUCACGCAUCGACCAGCUGAGGAGAGGAGAGCCCAGUCGCAGCACCUCCUCAGACCGGCAGGACUCUCGCAGCCACAGCUCCAGACGAAGCUCCCCUGAGUCAGAGCGUCAGGUGCAGUCGCGGGCCGGGUCCUACGACGGCCGAGAGCGUGAGAGGGAGAGAGAGAGGGAGCGGGAACAGUUUGAGAGGGAGCGUGAGCGCAAGGACCUCCGACAGCAACAGGGGCCUCCGGGGCCACUACCUCCUCUCCAGCCGCAGGGGCAGCAGAGAGACUGGGAGCCCGAGGGGCCACGGGAGUGGGGUGGGAGGGGCCGUGAACCCCUCCUCAUGCGUGGAGGCAACAGAGAGCAAAUGAGAGAGCGUGAUCUCCGUGACAUGCGGGGUGAGAGAGAGCGGCUUCUGCCCGAGGGUCUCCUGCAGCAGCACGAACGAGAGCGGGAAAGGGAGCGCGGCGGCAACAGGGGCGUUGGCCGAGGUGGCGACCAUGGCAACGACCGGGAGCGGGAGAGGAUGCUGCUGAUGGACCUGCCGCCACAUGGGGACCCCAAGAACAGGAUGGACAUGAGGGGAGACAGACCAGAUUUAAGAGGGGACAUGCGAGGAGAUAUGAGACCUGAUAUGAGGGGAGACAUUCGAGGGGAUAUGAGAGGAGAUAUGAGGGGAGACAUGAGACCUGAUAUUAGGGGAGACAUUCGAGGGGAUAUGAGACCCGAUAUGAGGGGAGACAUUCGAGGGGAUAUGAGACCCGAUAUGAGGGGAGACAUUCGAGGGGAUAUGAGACCCGAUAUGAGGGGAGACAUUCGAGGGGAUAUGAGACCCGAUAUGAGGGGAGACAUUCGAGGGGACAUGAGACCUGAUAUGAGGGGAGACAUUCGAGGGGAUAUGAGGGGGGACAUGAGACCUGAUAUGAGGGGAGACAUUCGAGGGGACAUGAGGGGAGACAUUCGAGGGGACAUGAGACCUGAUAUGAGGGGAGACAUUCGAGGGGAUAUGAGACCUGAUAUUAGGGGAGACAUUCGAGGGGAUAUGAGACCCGAUAUGAGGGGGGAUAUGAGAGGGGGACCGGAUAUAAGACCGGACAUAAGGCCAGAUCACAUGAGACCAGAUAUCAGGGGGCCGGACAGGGUUGAGUUCUCUCUCCUGCUCCCCCACGAAGCUUUGGGACACGGCGGCAUGGACCAGGACAAACCAGGCAACAGCCAUCACCCUGUGGGAGGAGAGAUACAGGAAGCAGAGAAACAGGACAGCAUUGACGACGAAGAUGACGCGAAGGCGGAUGACGCUGUGUCGGUGGUGUCUGGCGGGGAGGAGUACGAGCCAAUCAGUGAUGACGAGUUGGAUGAGAUCUUGGCGGACAGCGCCCAGAAGAGAGAGGAUGGGCAGGAAGAAGAGAAGACGCCAGGUCCCCUGGAUGUGAUUGAUGUGGACUGGUCCAGCCUGAUGCCCAAGCAGAAGCAGGAGCCCCGGGCGGCAGGGGCAGCUCUGCUCCGGUUCACCCCAGGGGCAGUGCUCCUCAGGGCGGGCGUCUCCAAGCGGCUGGCUGGGCCCGAGCUCCUGGAGAGAGUCAGGGAGGUCUGCAAGAAGGAGCUGGACGACCCUAAAGAUGCUGACAAGCUGUUUGAGCACGACCUGGGUGCUCUGAACAAGGCAGCUCUGAACAGGAAGGUAGAGAGGGCAGGUCUGCUGAGGAACCUGGGCCCCUGCUGUAAGGCCCUCUGUGCCCGCAGGGACAUGGCCAUCAGACGGCAGCUCCUCAAGAACGAAAAGGGCCUGACCAAGCAGAUGUACCCCAGUGUUCCUGUGGUGGACAGUGAGCUCUUCCAACUCAGCAUGCGUCUCUUCAAGAAAACUGUAGCCGCCGCCAGAAGCAACCAGCCCCCGUUGGGGCCCCCAGCAGGCCCAGAGAAGGCCGACAAGGGGCCACUGGGGCUGGUACCGGCAGCUUCACCGGUAGCCAAGCCCGGUACACCACAGCCCCCCGAGAUGUGUGUCUCCUGAGAGCGUGCGAGGCUUAUGGGUAAAAACAAACGCUGCAUGAUGAAACUGACCUGUGAUCAGAAAUUGAAUCAGCUCUGACUACUAAGCCUGCUCUGAGUCCCCGCCCCCUAACUCUAAACCACGCCCCCUAACGCUAAACCCCGCCCCCCUGCUAUAGCCUUUUUAAUCACAAGGAAAAAUCUAACAAAACGCUGAAACUCUUGUCAGUCAGCAGUGCUGUCAUUAUGGAAGACUGAUCUGAUCCGCAAGUACUGUACUGCUUCUACCAUAGAGACUAAUGGAGAUACUAGCCUAUGGAGGGAUUGAUAGAGGCCUUGUACAAUGUACUGUACCUUGAACUAGAAAUGAAAAUGCUGCUGGAAAGACAUGCAUUUUCCCAAAUAACACUGUUGUUGUUUUUGUGCGAUUGGAUAUUUGUUGUCGGGGGUGAUAAGUCUCCCUUUCAUAAUAAGUUGCUAUGUUUUUUGUUUCUUUUGUUGUGCAUUGGUUAUUAAGACUGCAUUAAAGUGGUUAGUUGUU
Messenger RNA from Salmo salar (Atlantic salmon), 6971 nucleotides. The record is from RefSeq and is a predicted model, not a curated record. NCBI's taxonomy places the organism in Eukaryota, Metazoa, Chordata, Actinopteri, Salmoniformes, Salmonidae.